AACUAGCAACAUGAGCAUAUAAAACAACUAUUGCUUUCUUCUUACAAUUCUGUGGCCGGUUUCAACACUUAUUGCUUUUUAAUGAAACAACAUAAAAUUACUACGCUAAUAGCCACAAUUGCAGCACUAUUGCUGUCAUGCACUGCCACGCGCCAGUGUGUCAAUUGUGGCCCACACCCAGUUCCAUAUCCGUUAAGCACCGGACCGGACUGCGGUGACCCGAGUUAUAAAAUCCGGUGCAUCGGAGGCAUAUUGUGGUUCGAUGCACUUGCCGGGUCAUCCUACAUGAUCAAGUCCAUCAACCCGACAACCCGCCAUAUCAUAAUCCAACCUGCCACACUGGAUAGAAGCGCGUGUGUAUCGACGGACUUCCAUUGUGAAGGCAUUCGCCUCAAUGAAACCCUUCCUUUUGCCAUUGCCACCGGCAACACUAUCAUUUUGUUGAAUUGUACCAUCAACGCGCCUCACGCACCGCCACUCGACUGCUCCGCAAGUAGCCCGUGCCACAGUUACAUUAAGGACCAUAAAGAUGCCUACGCGUGCGAGCGCGUGCCAACUUGUUGUGCCUACAAAACCGGUGGGCCCCACAAGGAGUACGAGGUUCGAGUUCGCGGUAGUGGUGGUUGUGCGGCGUAUCAGAGUUUUGUGGACUUUAACGGUGUGUCAGGGACACCAGGGAAGGGGUGGCCGGAGUUAGGGGUUGCAAUUGAGUGGGUGGCACCACAGGAACCGGUUUGUAAGGGGCCAAUGGAUUGCAAUGCAUUGUUGAAUUCCAAGUGUGGAGUGGGUCCCACAAGUGGUGGGGUGCAAAGGUGCUUGUGCAUUGCUGGCUUCAAGUGGGAUCCUGCUAGUGGGUUAUGUCAAGGUCUAGGAGGUCGAGGUCAAGCUCAAACUCAAGUUCAGAGUCAAAUUUCAAGUAUGUUGAAAGCUAAAUUCAAGCUCAAGCCUGUUAAAAGCGAGAACUUAGAUAAAAAGUGCAAAGGACAUGAAAAGGGUACCCGCUGCAAAGCUCGGCAGAAAAAGAAAAUGGCCAUGGCUGCUGUGGCUGCUUCCUUAGGUGGAAUAAUCACCAUUGCAGUAGUAAUUGGAGCCCUUUUAUACAAGAAGCAAAUUGAAAUGAAGAAAAAAGCAAAGAGAACCAUGAACAAAAAGAAGAAAGAAAUAAUCACAAGUGCCAAAGCAACUCCAUUGUCAUCAAGGAUCUUCACGGGCAGAGAGAUCAGGAAAGCAACCAACAACUUCGCGGAAGAAAACCUCAUCGGCUCUGGUGGCUUCGGCGAAGUGUUCAAAGGCACCUUUGAUGACGGAUCCAUAACUGCCAUCAAGCGUGCCAAGCUUGGAAGCACAAAAGGCAUUGAUCAAAUCCAAAAUGAAGUUAGGGUACUCUGCCAAGUUAACCAUAGAAGCCUAGUGAGACUCCUUGGUUGUUGCUUGGAGCUAGAGCACCCUUUACUAAUUUAUGAGUAUGUUUCUAAUGGGACACUCUUUGAUUACCUCCAUCGUCUCCCUUUGGUCGGAGUAGGCGAAAGGCAACCACUUAAAUGGCACACAAGACUAAAAAUCGCACACCAAACAGCCGAAGGACUUUCAUAUCUUCACUCUGCGGCCGUGCCCCCAAUCUACCACCGAGAUGUAAAAUCUAGCAAUAUUCUUCUUGAUGACAAGUUUGAUGCCAAGGUUUCUGAUUUCGGCUUGUCUAGGCUUGUUGAAUUAGCUGAAGAAAACAAGAGUCAUAUCUUUACAAGCGCGCAGGGGACUCUUGGAUACCUGGAUCCGGAAUACUACCGAAACUUUCAACUGACCGAUAAGAGUGAUGUUUAUAGCUUUGGAGUUGUGUUAAUGGAGCUACUCACUGCUCAGAGGGCUAUUGACUUUAACAGGGAGGAAGAGAAUGUGAACUUGGCAGUGUAUGCUAAGAAGAAAAUAGUUGAGGACAGGCUUAUGGAGGUUCUUGAUCCGUUGCUUAAAGAUGGAUCUAGCAAUGUGGAACUGGAAACUAUGAAAUCUUUGGGUUAUCUUGCAGCUUCAUGCUUGGAUGAUCAGAGGCAAAAAAGGCCUUCCAUGAAAGAGGUUUCUGAUGAAAUUGAAUACCUUAUUAAUGUUGUUAAGGGUCAAGGUUUCAAAUCCAAAUUAUAGACUUACUAUGCUCCUAUUCCCCUUGAGACACCGACACUUCUAAAUGAAGAUAAAAAAAACCAUGCUAUUUGAAUUAUAGUCCGUUACACAUCUCAUUUACUAUUGAAUGGGAUGUAGAACUUAUUUUGAUUCAAGUCAACAUUGCCUCUGGUACUAAAUGUAUUAUGAGUUGGUCAUGAGACAAGCCAUGUAUUUACAUAUAAUACUAUUCUACGAAACCAAGAGUUAAUGUAUGUGUUCCUAGUAAGAAUUAUUAUUUUAGCUUUGAAAAUUUUCAAGUUUCUUAUUUUAAUUGCAGGGCUAGCUA
Molecule: messenger RNA, 2443 nt
Organism: Arachis ipaensis
Lineage: Eukaryota; Viridiplantae; Streptophyta; Magnoliopsida; Fabales; Fabaceae
Source: RefSeq, a predicted model, not a curated record